Molecule: messenger RNA, 533 nt
Organism: Dicrocoelium dendriticum
Lineage: Eukaryota; Metazoa; Platyhelminthes; Trematoda; Plagiorchiida; Dicrocoeliidae
Source: the annotation of a GenBank genome assembly
GCCCUCGGCUGAGCCCACAUGUAAUGCAGCCCUUGAGUCUCUGCAUUCUGAGGCCGAAGCCCGAGCCUACGGAAGCACAAUCAUCUACAGUGUCUUCUAACGAAAAAGAAUUUAUUGCUUCUUUGGAUCCUCUGAAGAAUGACCCGCUGGAUUCCGAGGCGCUGCUUACUAUCGAGCAUUCAUUCAAGCCUGAACAAGUCGGCCCUCUGGACUCAUUGAAGAGACGUUGCAGCUCUGUGACUGGGGAACCGCUGGUACCCUAUGUUACUAAACAAGAUCAACGGGAUCACACAUGCAAAUACUGUGGCAAAUUGUUUUCUUUUGAGUGCCGUCUUCGAGCACACGUAGACGCUGUUCACUUGAAACUACGCCCCCAUGUAUGUGAGCUCUGUGGGAAUUCGUUUCCAACAAACAGCUAUCUGCAAUUGCACAUCCGGACCGUACAUCAGGGUAAGUAUGGAGCUUAUGUUUUGUCUUAUUUUAAUUGUAUCACACGGCGUCGCUCCAUCGUCCCCAUCACGAGGCAUCGUUGA